Molecule: messenger RNA, 742 nt
Organism: Paramecium pentaurelia
Lineage: Eukaryota; Ciliophora; Oligohymenophorea; Peniculida; Parameciidae
Source: the annotation of a GenBank genome assembly
AUGCUUAAAUAAAGUAGAUCAAAAGAGCAAUCUUUAGGUAAAUUGGUAUUUCAAUACACAUGAUAAUUAGAUGAAGAUAUAUGUUUCACAAAUGCUACUUAAUUCAGGUAUUAGUAGUUGUCAAGAACAAGGAAUCAAUCUUCUAGCUGAAUUUUUUAUAAAGAGUAAUUUCAUAAUAUUUAAAUAAGUAAUUCGAAAUGUGGGUUCUAAAUCAAAAAAAUUAUAUGAAUUAUAAGGAAGAUAAGAAGGAGACAUUUUUCAUGUAUUAAUGGCACUUGAUACAUUGAGUAUUACUUGUACAUCCUUAUUGUAGCAUUUCAAAAGAAAUAAUAACAAUAAUGAUUUAUCUCUCAAUAGAUUACUUACAUAAGUUAUGGAAUCAAUAUAUAAAGAAAAAUACAAUUCAUAAGAAAUUGAUGAAUAAAAUAAUUUAAGGCAAAGAUAUCAAUUAUCAAUAUAAUCAUUAAAUCAACCUUCAACUAAUAUUUGUUCCUUAAAUACACUAUUAUAUGCUCCAGUUAUCUUUAAAAAUGAGAAAGUACAAAAAUAAAGGAAAGAAUUAACUGAGAAAUAAUUAAAAGAAGAAAAAAGAAAAUAUUAAUAUUAAUUUGAUGAGGAUUAUUUUUCUAAAUAAUUAGGAAAAAAUAAAUAAAAAGAUCGUAAAUAAGAACUUGACUUAAAUCCAUAUAAUGCUCCUCUUAAACGCAAAUAAGCCAUUAAGGCAUUAGAUUAAAUGUUAUGA